Messenger RNA from Galleria mellonella (greater wax moth), 2004 nucleotides. Its product is annotated as catalase-like. Gene Ontology annotation, molecular function: catalase activity; heme binding. Lineage: Eukaryota; Metazoa; Arthropoda; Insecta; Lepidoptera; Pyralidae. The transcript is spliced from 5 exons. Gene Ontology annotation, cellular component: peroxisome; cytoplasm; mitochondrion. Gene Ontology annotation, biological process: response to hydrogen peroxide; hydrogen peroxide catabolic process. Bases 1 to 1815 code for a protein of 604 amino acids. The record is from RefSeq and is a predicted model, not a curated record.
AUGAAGAUGGACUUUACAGUUUCAUCGGGCGCAUGCAGGGGCGCGUGCAGAUGUCAUUCCAAGCCCGUGAGUGGGGAGCAACGAAGUAUCGAUUCUUACCGAUGGACUGUGGCGUACGUAAGGGGAGAGGUGUUUGGCAAUGUUAUUGGAUCAUCGAGAUUCACGAAUACAUGCCUCGAGGAAGUUUUUAUCUUCAGUAAAAGUAGUAUCGGCAAAAUCGCCCCUCUAGCUAGUUUGCUUGUGUCUACCUCACAAUUUAAAGUAUGUCAGGAGCGUCGAAUUGGAAAACUAAUGUUCCACAUGAAUGGAGGCAGUAAAUUGGAUGUGUUAAAAAAGCUAGAGAAAAAAAAUAGCUCAAGUAAACCUAUCGGAAUUUUAUCCACAAUGGCGGGAAUACCAGUAGACGUAAGGGAUACAACUACAUUGAAUAACGAUGCUCUUGUUUCGAAUGAGUAUUUUUUGGACGAUGUAAUGCACACCGUUGCAGAGAGAAUACCGGAAAGAGUAGUGCAUGCUAAAGGAACGGGUGCAUUUGGUUAUUUUGAAGUAACUCAUGAUGUUUCUGAAUAUACAAAAGCUGAUGUUUUUAACGGUGUUGGUAAAAAAACUCCAGUUGCUGUUAGAUUUUCAACAGCGUUAGGAAAUAAAGGAGGAAAUGAUAUUGCCAGGGAAAUAAAAGGAUUUACCAUAAAAUUUUAUACAAAUGAAGGAAAUCUGGAUUUCUUAGGAUUGAAUGUUCCGGUUUAUUUAUACUCAGAUCCUAAUAUAUUCACUCAAUUUGUUCAUGCUUUCAGAAGAAAUCCGCGCACAAAUUUAUUUGAUAACACAUCACGAUGGGAUCUUAUAAUAUUAAGGCCUAUUCUUUUGAAUGCAUUAUUUUGGCUUUUCUCAGACUAUGGAUCUCCAAAUGGUUACAGAAAGAUGGAUGGAUUUCCAUUACAUACAUAUGAAUUGAAUAACAAGCAUGGAGAUAGAUAUUAUGCUAAAUUCAGUUUUAGAACUGAACAAGGCUUAGAAAAUCUAACAACAGCCGAAGCAGCAACAAUAUCUGGUCAGGACCUGGAUUACGCUACAAGAGAUCUGUAUAAUAAUAUUGCUUUAAAAAAUUAUCCAUCAUGGCGAAUAGAAAUGGACGUUAUGACAUCACAUGAUAUUACCAAUGUUGACUUCAAUCCCUUCGAUGUGACUAAAUUAUGGAAAAAUGGUACUUAUCACACAGUACAAAUUGGACGAUUAGUACUUGACAGGAAUCCUGAUAACUUUUUUGAAGCUGUAGAAUUAAGUGCAUAUAAUCCUGGCAGUUUAGUUCCUGGCAUUAAUAGUCCUCCAGAUACAAUGUUCAAAAGUCGAAGAUUAUUUUACAGGGAUGCACAAAAUUAUCGCUUGGGUAUUAAUCAUAACAGAAUUAAUGUAAAUGUACCGAAAUAUCUUAAGACGUAUAAUCGCGAUGGGGUAGCACCAGUGGAUGAUAAUAUGAAAGAUGCGCCAAAUUACUAUCCGAAUUCAUUUAAUGGUCCUGUACCUGUCGUCAAUGAGGCCCGUCCCAAAGCUCGAAUGAUUGUAUUUGAAAGUAAUGCAGUUGAUUUGGAGCCUACUUCUAAUUUCUAUAAAUACAUUUUGAACGAUGAAGGUAAAAAACAAAGAUUUAUUGAUAACAUAGUUUUAUCACUGGUUAAUGUAGUUCCAGAAAUUCGAGAAAAAGCCCUAAAACUUCUUACGCUUGUAGACUUGGAAUUAGGUAUAAGAGUUCGAGCAGGAGUAACAGCAGCUAGAGCAAGAGUAAGAGACGAAUCCUUGGUCACAAUUCAUCAUUAGAUACGUACUAUAAAAACAUCUUUUGAAGUGAUACUACUAUAUAUAGUUCCCCAUCUAUCAGAAUGUCCAGGGUAAUAUAUGUUCACUACUGACAUUUUAUAUACUUAUAUAUUUAGAGUUAAAAAUAUUAAUUGGAUAUACUUUGUCAGAGUUAGGAACAUAUUUAUAUAUUGGUUAUGUUUAUGUACA